Molecule: messenger RNA, 795 nt
Organism: Mesocricetus auratus (golden hamster)
Lineage: Eukaryota; Metazoa; Chordata; Mammalia; Rodentia; Cricetidae
Gene: Pyurf
Product: PIGY upstream open reading frame
Exons: 2
Coding region: 105-443 (112 amino acids)
Source: RefSeq, a predicted model, not a curated record
CGGGGCCGGGCCGGGGCGGGCCUGGCCAGGGUGACCCGGCGGGUCGGUGCCGGGGGAGCAGUGGAGGAGGUCGGGUGGCGGCCUCGUUGGCUGUCGGAGCGGCCAUGCUGAGCGCCACGUGCCGCAGGCUCGUCCCGGCGCUACGGGGUCCGCGCACACCGUCUGCGGUCGCCGGGAGGUACCUGCUGGCGCCUGGGGUCAGGUCCUUCGCUGACCAGAGUGACCGGGCGGAGGAGCCCCGCACCUUCCACCCGGCGCUGCUGCGGUUCCUGGUGUGUCCGCUCUCCAAGAAGCCGCUUAGAUAUGAAGCAUCGACAAAUGAGUUGAUUAACGAAGAGCUGGGAAUAGCGUAUCCAAUCAUCGAUGGGAUCCCUAAUAUGAUACCACAGGCAGCAAGGACAAUACGUCAAAAUAAGAAGCAAGAAGAAGUUGAGCAGCAUUAGACCAUGAUUGUUAAAAGCCUAACUGCUGACCUCCCCUAAUACUGUAUACCUUAAAACAGAGAAGGGCAGCUGGGGAAGAGCAGUGAUUCACUUCUGCCUGCUUGACUGUUCUUUCACGGCUCUCCCUAGCAGGACUGUCUGAUCCGCUUCCUGGAGGAGAGUUUCCCGCGGGGCUGCACCAGCACGGCCAAGCGUUGCUUUUCCAGUCUGCUCUGACUGCCAUGCCGGUGUGUGUGACCUGGAUGGGUCUAACGCCCUGUAAGCAGUUAGUGCAACCACAGCCGGGAUGGCGUAGUAAAGGGGUCUGAGGCAACAUCUGUGAAAGCUGCUUAUAAACCCAUUUGGUUAACAA